Molecule: messenger RNA, 4411 nt
Organism: Bombina bombina (fire-bellied toad)
Lineage: Eukaryota; Metazoa; Chordata; Amphibia; Anura; Bombinatoridae
Gene: SQLE
Product: squalene epoxidase
Exons: 11
Coding region: 271-1959 (562 amino acids)
Biological process (GO): sterol biosynthetic process; cholesterol metabolic process
Cellular component (GO): membrane; endoplasmic reticulum
Molecular function (GO): squalene monooxygenase activity; flavin adenine dinucleotide binding
Source: RefSeq, a predicted model, not a curated record
GUUGGCAGAGUCUGAUCACAUGUGAAUGAAGAGGACUGAAGACUCAAUGCCCUUCAUGUACAACUAAUUUAUUACAUAGCAGAACAGGAUUUUUUUUGUUACACUGGACUCUUUAUAACGACUUUAAAAAAAGGAAUUUAAACAUUUUAUUGUUUUAUAUGAUUUCAUCACAUUGGAAUCAGCACAAUACAGACCAUUAAAAUAUAGAUUUAUAUACGAAUUUGGACUUUGAAUUGUCGGUACCAUCCCCUGCAUCCUCUACACCACACCAUGUGGACCUUCCUUGGGGUCGCUACUUUUACCUACGUGUACAAGAAGUGCGAUGACUUACUGACCUCCCAGCGCCUGGAGCUGGUGGUUGCCGGACUGCUGUGCUGUACCGCUGGGCUGGUUCUGUCUGCGCUGCGCUAUAGAGGGAGGCUGGGCACGCAGAAAGAUAAGACGGGGGCACCGGGACUCGUUUCCCGUUUAUUAAACACGAACGGGACAGUGCAACCCGCAGGCCGGGGGCAGAAGGAGGUCAGGAAGGGCAAAGUAGAAAAUCGCAAAUUAGAUUCCACACAGACAGAUGGUUCCACGGCUUCUGCUACUGCUAAUUGUGAUCCUGAAGUUAUCAUUGUUGGAUCUGGUGUUCUUGGCUCUGCACUUGCCGCAGUGCUAUCUAGGGAUGGGAGAAAAGUGGCAGUCAUAGAAAGAGACUUGAAGGAACCUGAUCGGAUAGUUGGAGAGUUACUGCAGCCUGGUGGAUAUAAAGCUCUUCGAGACUUAGGUCUUGGUGAUGCGGUUGAAGGUCUGGAUGCUCAUGUUGUGCAUGGGUACAUUGUCCAUGAUAUUGAAAGUAAAGCAGAGGUGGAGAUUUCUUACCCACUGAAUGACGACAAGCAGCCACAGUGUGGAAGAGCAUUUCACCAUGGGCGCUUCAUCAUGGGACUCCGAAAAAUUGCCAUGGCAGAAGCUAACACUAAAUACAUUGAAGGGACUGUGCAGCAGCUAAUUGAAGAAGAUGACUCCAUACAAGGAGUGCAAUACAAAGACAAAGAAACUGGAGAUAUUAAGGAACUCCGAGCACCUUUGACUGUUGUUGCUGAUGGACUUUUCUCCAAGUUUAGAAAGAAUCUAAUUACUGGCAAUGUCACAGUAUCGUCACAUUUUGUUGGCUGUAUUUUGAAGAAUUCACCCCAGUUUAAGGCCAAUCACGCAGAGCUUGUCUUGGCCAAUCCUAGCCCUGUUCUUAUCUAUCAAAUUUCAUCCACUGAGACUAGAGUCCUUGUAGAUAUUCGAGGAGAAUUGCCCAAAAACCUGAAAGAGUACAUGAUAGAAAAGAUUCACCCCCAACUACCAGAUCAUUUAAAGGAGCCUUUCAUGUUUGCCGUUCACAAUGAUCGCUUAAGAACAAUGCCAGCAAGCUUCCUCCCACCAUCACCAGUAAAUAAAAAAGGUGUUUUACUUUUGGGAGAUGCCUACAACAUGAGACAUCCGCUGACCGGUGGAGGAAUGAGUGUUGUACUGAAUGAUAUUAAGAUAUGGAGAGAUCUUCUGCAGAACCUACCUGAUUUGUAUGAGCACUCAGAUGUUCUUCAGGCCAAGAAGACAUUUUAUUGGUCAAGGAAGUCAUCCCAUUCCUUUGUGGUUAAUGUACUGGCUCAAGCUCUUUAUGAGUUAUUUGCUGCUACAGAUGAUUCCCUGUACCAGCUGAGAAGAGCCUGCUUCAAUUAUUUCAAGCUGGGAGGAGAAUGCGUUUCUGGUCCCAUUAGACUUCUUUCUGUGUUGUCUCCCAAACCCAUGCUGCUUAUCGGCCACUUUUUUGCUGUUGCAUUUUAUGCUGUCUACUUCUCUUUCAAGAAUGAACCCUGGUUGACAAAACCACGUGCCUUGUUCAAAAGCACCGCCGUGCUGUACAGAGCAUGUUCUGUUAUAUUUCCUCUUAUAUACUCAGAAAUGAAAUAUUUGGUUUAUUGAAGCCAUCUACAGGACAGUUGAAUUCAGUAACCGGCUAUGGUUGGACCACCUGAUGUGAACAGAAGACUUUUGGUGCUGUCACCCACACACGACCAGACUGAAAUACAUGUUACGGCUCAUUAUAUUUGUUGAGCUAAUAAUUUUGAAUUAUUACAGGAAAAGUGAUUGGAAAUGUGGCAUCACUGGUUUAUAAUUGACUGUCAAUCAAAGGCAAAGUUUGCAAUGCAACAAUAACUGGUUUAUUCUGGAGAUCUGUAUCAGCAUCUCUUAGACUUUGAGAAGGAUUUCAUACCUAAAGAGUGGCUUACAACUCAAAUAUUUAUUUGCAAAAACACAGAGGUAUUGAUUUAAAUUCCUACAUUAUAUAAUAUUUGAUAUGAAAUAUUAAUUUAAUACAGCUGGAUAUGAGAUGUUUAUGCGAUUUAUAUUCCAUUUUGUCUAAAUAAUAUGCACCAGAUUGCAUUCACCUAGAAUAUGGUGCUGCUUAAAUUAAGGGUUACAAGUUUGUAAAUGGUUAAUGUACACACGGUUGUGCAUUACUACUUCCCAAACCCGUACAUCUAUUUCACAUUUCUAUCCAGAUGGAUCUCCUAUAUCGUGGAAUACAAUAUAAUUUGUAAAAUACCUCUCUGAAGCUGGUGUUUUGGUUACUUUAUUUUCCCUAGAGAAAGGAUUUUUCUUGUAUAAACAGUACAUUAAACUGAGUGACAGUUUCUAAAACUGAUGUAAAAUACCCACUGAUGCAACAAAUAUUCUACAGCGGUUUCUCAAUGAAACAUUUGAUAUAAAAAAAAAAAUCUUCCAUAUUUCCUUAUUUUGAUCAACAGAAUCCAGAGGUGUACUUCGUUUUUGUGCUAGGUAAAAUGUUGUCCUCCAGAUCGCCAUAACCCCAAUAUUUUGUCACACAACAGGAGGCCAAAGCUGCAUGGGGAUCAUGCACCCACACCUUCUAAAUAUCCAGAGAUAACUUAUUUUCAUAAAAGUUGGAGGGAAUACGAGUGGAAAGACAUGAUCUCAUAGAACCAUGCAUCAACCCCCCACCACCACCAAAUCCUGCUGUCCUGGUCUAAUUUGUCUAGGCUAAAAUACUCCUCAUUAUGUAUACAAAAGUUUACUAACUGCACAAAUAUACCCAAAAAAGUCAAAUUAUCUUGCUCUAAAACUAACACAGUGGGAUUAAUUUAAUUUCUUCACCAACCAUCUAAACAUGUUUUGCGAUUCUAAAGCAAGGAUGUCCAAAUCAUCGCUCUUGCACACUGCGUUUUGCUCAUAAAUGUCCUGUAGUUCUGGGUCCACAUUUAUAUGCAGUGUUGUUCUAUUUGUCUUUAGAAAUAAUUUAAUUUUUAUUUUAUUUUCACUGGCCUAUUGCUUAAAAGUAUAAAAACACAUUUAGUGUAGCCUUUCAUCUUUAAAAGCUGGGCAUUCCUGCUGUGAAGAAAUCAAGUCUCAAUGUUUGAGCAAAGCAGCAAUAUUUCCAUAGCUCUUAUAAGGCUCUCAUGACUUUUCUAUGUUGCUGUUUUUUAAAUUGAAAGGUUAACAACUGUGCUGAGUACUAAUAGCUUGUGUACCUUGGUAUAAUCAGUUUCCCUUUAAAGGAAUUUGUGAUUCAGAUAGAGUAUAUCAUUUUAAAUAACUUUCCAUUCUCUUGGUAAUCUUUGUUGAAGAAGCAGCAAUGCAUUACUGGGAACUAGCUGAAUGUAUUUGGAGAGCCGAUAACAUAAACCAUAUAUAAGCAGCCACCAGCAGCUCCUGGGUCUACCUAGGUAUUCAUUUCAAUAAAGGAUAUAAACAGAACAAAACAAAUGAGAUAAUAGAAGUAAAUUGGAAAGUUGUUUAAAAUCACUUGCUCUACCUGAAUCAUGGAAGCUUUUUUGGGGUUUUUAUGUCCCUUUAAUCAAGUGACACAAAUGUAAAAAUGACAUUCUAAUAAAUUACAGCACAACAUUUAUGUCCCUUUAAUUUUCCAUAUAUCGUCAAUACAAAUUGUUGAAUUAUUUCUUCUGUUAACUGAUGUAUGUAAAAUUUACAUAGGAUCUUUCAGCAACUUGACUACCAUUACAUCUUCAGUCUUUAAAGGGAUUCAUGGAAUGAUUUUUUUUUAACUACCUCUGUGAAAACCUGAUGUGGAAAUAGUUGCUUGAAUUGUAAAAUAUUUAAUUUGCAUAGACAAUGUUGCACAAUGUCCUUAAUUGUGUUUGGUUUUUUUUUGCAUUUUUUUUAAAAUUAAUAUCACUUCAUGUUUGACUGAACUGUUCUCAAAAGCAAAUAUAGUAUUUUCUGCAAAUUUUUGUACAGUAUAUUUCACAUGUAUAGUGUAUUGUUUUUAUUUUUUUAUAAUAUGGAAUAAACAUUUAUGAAAAAAAAAGAACAUUCAGUUUGGGCAUAUGUGAAAAAAAAUCAAAGUUAUUUGUAUAUAAUUUUCCUCUUUUCAUAAACAGUCAUGACAAUUCAA